This is a messenger RNA of Myotis daubentonii (Daubenton's bat), 2081 nucleotides long. RefSeq names its product tripartite motif-containing protein 60-like. The record is from RefSeq and is a predicted model, not a curated record. Lineage: Eukaryota; Metazoa; Chordata; Mammalia; Chiroptera; Vespertilionidae. Gene Ontology annotation, molecular function: zinc ion binding; protein binding.
ACUGGGACUCUUUUUGGACUCUUCUCCAUUGCACAGAGAGCAGACCUCAGCUUCUCACUUUUCCUCACAUCUGGAGGAUCACCCUGACUGAAGAGAGUGUCUUGGGUCAGAUACCUUCACUGCACAAUGGAGUCUGCAGCCUCCCUGGCCGAGCUCCAGGCAGAGGCCAGCUGCCCCAUCUGCCUGGAUUACCUGAGAGACCCAGUGACCAUUGAAUGUGGGCACACCUUCUGUCAUUUCUGCAUCCACCAGCGCUGGGAAGAUCUACCGGGCACCUUUCCAUGUCCUGUCUGCUUCUAUCACUGCCCUGACAAGAACUUAAAGAGGAACACCCAAUUCUGUCACAUUAUUGAAGUUGUUAAGCAGAUUCCCACCACAGGGAACGAGAGGAAAUUGCAGGAAGAAAAACCCCUGUGUGGGAAGCACAAUGAAGUUUUAACACUUUUUUGUGACAGCGCCGAGGAGAUGUUAUGUCCUCAUUGCAAGGUCCCCUUAGACCACCAGGAUCAGUCCCUGAUACCCAUUGAGGAAGCUGCUAAGAGUUGCAGGAACAAGCUCAAAAGAUACAUUGGGGCGAUGUUGGUGGAGGUUGAAGAUGCUGAAACGGAAUAUGAAAACCAAGUUGCAAAAGAAUUUGAAGUGCAGAAAAAGGUGGAAAAAUGGAGGAAAGAAUUGCAGUAUGAAUGUAAAGAACUGAAGUGUUCCUUACAAAUAGAGCAUGAUGUAUUUAAUGCUGGUCUACUUAUAGAAGAGAAGGAUGUUGAAGAAAAACUAACUGAAAAUGGAAGGCAAAUUUCAAACCAUAUGUUCAUGCUAAAUAAUCUUUUAAGUGAAAUAGCAGAGAAGUAUUUACAGGCAGAUGUGGAUUUACUCACAGGUAUUGAAGAUAUCCACAAUAGGUAUGAAAAGCUAGAGACCCCAGCAGUCUUUUCAUAUAAAUUAAAGAAGGAGAGUUGCAAUCUCCCCCCACAUUAUUUGGGCCUGUAUAAAAUGAUCAGCACAUUUCAGGUAGAUUUGACACUGGAUCCUGAAACUGCCCAUCCAAAUCUCAUUAUCUCAAGAGAUAGAAAAAGUGUGACAUAUAGGACACCAGAUGGUCUUCCUAAUCCCCAGGCACUUACUUCUUACCCAGCUGUCCUGAGUUCUGAGGGAUUUGAUGCUGGCAGGCACUUUUGGCAGGUAGAAGUAAGAGGCACAGGUGAAUGGUCCUUAGGUGUGUGUAAAGAAUCUUGCCUCAUAAAUAGUCUGAUAUCACCAUCCCCAAGCAAUAGCUGCAGGCACAUUGAUCUUUGUGCUAGUAUAUGUGGAACAUGCCCUAGAGGACAUAUCAUGCAGGUUGGUAUUUUUCUGGACUAUGAGUUGGGAGAUGUUUCAUUUUAUAAUUUGAAUAACGGUUCAUACUUGUAUGGAUUCAGUGGUAAGUUUAAAGAAAAACUUAUGCCUUAUUUCUCUAGUGCACCUUCGUCAAAAUCUCUUACAUUCAUUAUCAGAGAUGAAUGAUGAACAACUUGGAAAUUUUGUAUGUGGUUAUUUUCUUCCCUUGUUAUUGAAAGGAAUGCUUGUAUAAAGAUUCUGAUUACAGUUUUGAUGUUUCUUGAAAGCAUUCAGUAUUUACCCUUCUCUUCUCCCUUUACCUCAUGCCUGGGAAAACUAAUGAGAAAGCCUUUGGUGCAGGUGGGAAGUUGCAAUGAAGCAAGCCCCUGUAGUGCCAGUAUGCUCUCACCAAUGUAGCACCCAGUAACCGCCAUAAACAAUAAACUAGUAUCCUUUUCCCGUGCUCUCAGUCAUUUUGGGACCUCCUCUGAGACCCACUUUACUUACCGCCAAAAACCUCAUCUUGUGAGUAAUAAACUUUUCAUACUCUCCUGGUAUGUGGUGAGUCAUCAUCAGUCUGAAUAUUUGAAACCAAUUUUGGAUGGCUCCACCCUGACCAUGCAAUCUGGUCAUAACCAUUGGCAUUGUGAACAGGAUUUUUCAGAUAUGAAGCCCCCCACCAAGGUUUCCUCUGGCUUUGGGUUGUAACACUCUGGUUCCCUAGGCAAGGGUGUCCUUUCAGCUUUGUUCUGCAUUUGCUGAGUUCU